Molecule: messenger RNA, 2304 nt
Organism: Fusarium mangiferae
Lineage: Eukaryota; Fungi; Ascomycota; Sordariomycetes; Hypocreales; Nectriaceae
Product: putative trichothecene C-8 hydroxylase
Exons: 3
Coding region: 1-2304 (767 amino acids)
Source: RefSeq, a predicted model, not a curated record
AUGGCCCCUGCAAGGAUAUCCCACGACCCUGUCCUCCGUCGCGAGCCAGCAACACAAAGCCGCGACUUUCAGCUCCGCACCUUGAGCUCAGAUCUCUGUGUCUGUGGUGGAGGCUUCGCGGGUACUAUCGCAGCUAUCGCAGCAGCGAGAAAUGGCGUAUCAGUCAUUCUCAUCCAGGAUAGACCUGUUCUCGGAGGCAAUGCUUCCAGUGAGGUCAGAUUAUGGAUCCUUGGAGCUACGUCGCACAUGUUCAAUAACAAUCGCUAUGCGAGAGAGGGCGGUCUUGUUGAUGAGAUUUUGCUUGAGAAUUUGUAUCGAAACCCUGAGGGCAAUCCUCUGAUUCUCGAUACUAUUCUGUUAGAGAAAGUGAGACUGGAGCCGAAUAUCCAGUUGUUUCUCAACACAGCUCUUGUUGGGUGUGAGAAAGACGGAGAUCGUAUCAGCUCCGUCAGCGCAUUCAACUCACAAUGCUCUCUCAAGUUCACCAUCCAAUCUCAACAAUUCAUCGACUGCACAGGCGACGGCACACUCUCCUUCCUCGCCGGUGCCCCCUUCAGAAUCGGCGCCGAAAAGCGCGAUGAGUUCAACGAGCUCUUCGCCCCAUCCUCCGAGUACGGCCAUCUUCUCGGCCACUCUAUUUACUUCUACACCAAAGACACCGGCAAGCCUGUCAAGUACGUCGCACCAGCAUACGCUCUGAAAGACGUCGAGGGAGAAAUUCCUCGCUUCAAGAGCUUUAGCACGAAAGAGAUGGGAUGUAAUCUCUGGUGGAUUGAGUAUGGCGGCAGACUUGAUACUAUUCAUGAUACGGAGCAGAUCAAGUGGGAGCUUUGGAAAGUUGUGUAUGGAGUUUGGGAUUAUUUUAAGAAUUCGGGGAGGUUUCCCGAGGCAGAGAAUCUGACGCUUGAGUGGGUUGGGACUAUUCCGGGGAAGAGGGAGAGUAGACGGUUCAUCGGUCCUACUAUAAUGGUGCAGCAGGACAUUGUUGAACAGCGGUAUCACUCUGAUGCUGUGUCAUUUGGAGGCUGGUCUCUUGAUCUUCAUCCCGCUGAUGGUGUCUUCUCCGAAGUUGACGGCUGCACUCAGUGGCACUCAAAAGGCGUUUACCAAAUCCCAUUCUCCUCAAUGGUCUGCUCAGAGAUCCCCAAUCUCAUGUACGGAGGCCGCAUCAUGUCGGCAUCCCACGUCGCCUUUGCAUCUACCCGGGUCAUGGCAACAUGCGGAGCCAACGCCAACGCUUUGGGUAUCGCUGCAUCUCUUUGUAAGAAGCAGAGCGUCGACCCCAUGGAAUUACUUGUCAAGAGCAACAUGAAGAACUUCCAGCGAGAGCUCAUGCGCUUUGGCCAGUUCAUUCCUGGGUAUAAGCUCAACGAUUCUGAAGAUCUUGUUCGUUCAGCCUCCAAGAUCGAGGGAUCAUCUUUUGAGCUAUCACAACUUCCAGCUGAUGGACCACCGAAGGUCUUGGUUCGAAGUCUUGCGCAGAUGCUCCCCCUCUCACAAGGACCUGUUCCGACCUUCUCCAUUGCAGCCAUGUCAGUCGAAAACACCGUAUUGACGGUUCAUCUUCGAGGGUCUCAGAAACCCUACAACUACACGCCCGAGGUCAUUCUGGCUGAGACUAAGUUUUCCCUGGUUCCAGGACAGAAUGAUCUUGUUGUUGACUUCAAGGUUGAGAACCCUCAGACUCAAUAUGUCUUCCUGUCUUUCCUGCAGAACGACUCUGUGGCACUCUGCACGAGCAAGACACGUGUAUCAGCUCUCAUGACUGCUGAGCACGAAUGUACUCAAAGUCCGCCCAGUGAUGUUGGAGUUGACGAGUUUGAGCGCUGGACACCAGUUCGAAGGCCAAUGGGCCACAACCUCGCCUUGACGCUGGAUCCACCUCUGAAGGCUUGGGGGGUCGAGAACAUCUGCAAUGGCGUUCCCCGACCGACCAAGAGAACGAACUGCUGGGUUCCUCGUGCCGACUCAUCUGGUAGGAAGAUUCUCAAGAUUGGCUGGGAUAACCCUGUCAAGGUGAACAAAGUUGUUUUGCACUUUGAUACAGACUACGAUCACGCGCUUGAGUCGGUGUUGAGAGGUCACCCAGAGAGGACUAUCCCCUUCUGCGUCAAGAAGUGGCGUCUGUUGGACCUCUCCAGCGGAGAGCGAGAGCUCUAUGUUGAGGAUGAGAAUCACCUGUCGCGCCGGGAGGUCGUUCUCGAGGCGAGUAGGACGGUAAAGGAGCUUGGUAUUGAGGUUUUGGAGCUGAAUGGCGAUGAGAAUGCCUUUGGUGGCAUAUUUGAAGUCCGAGUGUAUGAAUAG